Molecule: messenger RNA, 1631 nt
Organism: Phoenix dactylifera (date palm)
Lineage: Eukaryota; Viridiplantae; Streptophyta; Magnoliopsida; Arecales; Arecaceae
Source: RefSeq, a predicted model, not a curated record
UUGUCGAUCAAUUGGUGGGGAAAGGGAGACGGGGAGGACGGAAAAGACCCGGCGGGGGCGUGGUGGUGACGGGUGAGAGAGCCCAAGAGGGGUCAUGCAGCUGUCAUUCGAUAUCCAAACCCCUCAUCCAGCGAGGAGACCCCUUGCACCUGCCGGAUCUCCAUCCCAGCCUUGCUAGAUUCCUCAACUGCCUCUCUAUUUCUCUCUCUCCUCUCCUCCUCGAUCUCUUGUUCUCUCCCACAAGCCUUGAAGCCAGGUCAUGGAAGGUGGAGAGGCCACCAAAGAAGAGGAAGAGAAGAAGAACCCCAAGAAGAGAAGAAAGGUCACUCGGCUCACCAACUAGCUAUCUACCUCUCCUUGUGUCCCUUUACAGAGAGAUAUAUAUUUAGAGAGAGAAAGAGAGAGGGUUGUUAGCUUGCUAUAGAUAUAUAUUACUGUCGGUAUCCAUGGCUUCUUCUAGUCCAUCUAGUUAUAGAUCAAGGUUUGGGGACACGACUUUAACCAAGGUCUUUGUGGGAGGCUUGGCAUGGGAGACCCCAACCGAAGAGCUGCGCCGAUACUUCCAGCAGUUUGGCGAGAUCCUCGAGGCCGUCAUCAUAACCGACAAGAACACCGGGAGAUCCAAAGGCUAUGGCUUCGCCACGUAUGGCAAUGGGCAGGUGACGUUCCGUGACCCGGAUUCGGCCAGGCUUUCUGUGGCGGACCCCAACCCGGUCAUCGACGGCCGGCGAGCCAACUGCAACAUCGCUUCCAUGGGCCGUCCUCGCCCUUCCCCUCCUCGAGGGAGGACUCAAGUUGGGAGCCUUUCUCAGGGCCCACCUCAAGAUGUGGGCCCAUCAUAUAGCAGAGUGCCAGCCCAAAUGCCCCCUCCACCACCAGUCCUCUAUCCUGCUCAUUUUGGGUAUCUGACCUACCCAACUGAUUACGGAUACCAACAAGCUAUAUACAAUUCUCAAAUGAUGCCACAUUACUACCAUCAGAUGUAUGGUUCUUCAUCAUCAACUGUUAGCCCACCAUAUCAUUAUCCUCACAUGGGGUACACUGUGCCAACUUCAAGGGCAACACUGCAAAAUCCAUGCCCACCAUACAUGCAAUAUCCUACGGUCCACAUGGAGGGAUCUAUCUCUCCCUCAUCCUCACAGCCUUCUACCUUUCAGCUACAACCCCCUCCACAUGUAAGGCAACCACCAAACACAAUAGAUUCACAAGCUUCUCAACAACCAACAACGACUAUCGCAACUACCGAGGGUGCCAAUGCUUGAAGGAGAAAUUUUGCGUCUUUCUAGUGCCAUCUUGCUCGUUAUCAGAUCCGGAUAUUAUGGAAAGUAAUGGAAGGAUAGAAUCUUGACAAGUGCAAUUAGUCCUAAAGGUUGAAAUUUAUUCUUUUCAUGUGAUGGAAAAAGAUUCUUGUGGAGGGCAACUAAAUCAACAAUGAACUAUUACAAGACUUGGGAUGGGCACUAAUUGGCUCAAUACUAUCUCUUUCCUUUUUAAAAAAAUUCUUUUUGUUUUUUCAUGACAUGUACUUAAUCUAUCGGAUAUAUUGGACAUUUAUGAUUUUUCAAAAAUUUUGAAGUUUAUCAGAAUCACAAUUUGUAAGAAAACAUGGUGCAAUGAUUGGAUUUGUGUUA